GUGUGUGUACCCGCACGUGUGUGUGUGUACCCGCACGUGUGUGUGUGUACCCGCACGCUACACCCACAAGUCCUUUAAGUUGUGUCAUCAGCUUAGAACGUUGUGUAAAUCUCCAACAACAGGUUUCCCAUUCUCGAGGGAGGAGGGUGAGAUCAGUCUGACUAUUGGCUUAUGGAGGUCUCACGAAGCUAACGUCUACUGGAUGCGACCCAUUGGUGAUCUUCCGAGUGAACAGGUGAACGGAAACGUGCCCAAACGUUUCGCUCUGGCCGGGAAUUGAACCCCUACCCCCCCACAAGUUGUCUUGGGUGUGAUCACGUCAUCAUAUUUUCAAAGAAUGAAGAGCUGGUUGAGGACUAACUUCCGGAGGCUGGCUGGGCCGGAAGCCUCAGAUCAGGACAUGGAAGCUGGUGGCUCCAACAGCCAUAGAAACAAUCCAGAAUCAUUAACAGGCACUAGCAGUACCACAUAUCGAGGAAGAACAGAGACGGACGCCGAUAAGAAAGUUGAUGGUAAAGAAACUGUGGCAUUAUUGCCAAUAACUGACAAUACUGGUGAAGAUGCUGCCAGUACGCCCCCAGCCCAAGUCACUCCACCAACAGUAGAUGCUGGAGACGGCCUAGGCGACCACAUAUCCAGCUUACACAACUGUGACACUGAAGCAACCCUCCACCAGUUUGCAAGCACUGGAAAUUAUACUAAAUGUGAGGAACUACUUGAUCAAGAAUUAACAAACAUAAAUAAACAAGACAAAAAUAAUCGAACUCCUCUCCAUUUAGCCGCAAUUAGUGGGCAUGAAGGUAUUGUGGAACUAUUAAUUAAUAAAGGAGCUAAAACGCGUAUGAAAGAUAAUGAGAAGUUCCUGCCCUUACACUAUGCGGCCCAGGCAGGUUAUAAGGCAUGCUGUGAGAUCUUGAUUAGCAAUGCUAAAAAGAAAGUUGAUGGUAAAGAUCAUGCUAAAAGCCAGCUUGAUGUGAAAAACAAAGAUGGCCGUACACCGUUUAUGCUUUCCGUAAUGCGGGGUCACUAUGACUGUUGCCGGAUCUUAAUUGGUUCAGAUAUUAAUGUUGCUGAUAAGGAUGAGAAAACAGCUAUGCAUUAUGCAGCUUCAAGUGGUUAUUAUAAGACAUUAGAGUUCUUGCUCGAAAAAGAUGCAAAUCCUUCACUAAAAGAUAUAACCGGCAAAACUCCAAUUCUCGAGGCGCUUCGUUUAAAUAGGCUUACAUGUGUCCAACUUUUAGCUACACAAACUGAUUUAAGCCUUAAAGACAAGGCAGGAAAGGGGGUUCUUCAUUAUGCUGUGCACAAUAAAAGCACAGCCUGCUUGAAGUGUCUGCUUCGUAUUCCAACUGUUAAAGCUGCAAUAAAUGAUGAGUUUGUGCAUGAAGUGAACCCACAAAAAUCAACAGGAACGCCGCUUUAUCAUGCUAUCUCAUGCCAUUCUUAUCAGUGUAUUGAUGAGCUGCUGCAGGCGGGAGCAUCAGUAACAGACUCUCCAAAUAAAUUAUUUCCCUUGCACGCAGCUGCCAAAAAGGGCUUACUGGAUGUCUGCCAAAAAAUAGUCGAGAAAAAUGCUAGGUCUCUUAUGAAAAUUAAUAGCAAUGGUGAGACUCCACUCCACAUGGCAGCGCAGAGCUAUAAUAGAAGGGUUGUCAAACUGAUUCGUUCAUAUUUGAAUCAACAUGGAAUAAAUCCUUCAGUUCAGGACAAGGAUGGUCAAACCCCCUUACAUGUAGCUGCAAAACACAAAGAUGCGACGAUUAUACAAGAACUGGUUCACUUAUCAAUGCACAAGCAAGAUAACAUGGGUGAUACUGCACUACACGUUGCUGUGAGCCAAGGUUGCUUGGAUUCUUGCAAAUUCCUGAUCAGUAAGAGUAAAGCACCUCUCCUGGUGUUCAACAAAGAUAAACAUUUUCCCCUUGAUAAAGCGUUCAAGAGGUACAACGAACUAGGCUCUCAGAAUGAUGAGAAUCUGAAAAUUAUUGAUCUUAUUUUACAAAAUACGUCACUAGACUUUCUGCAUGAGCAUAUGAAGAAAAUUGAGAAGAGAAAGUCGAAGUCAGUAAAUCCAGACGAGAGUUCGAAGAAUAAAUACGGUGAUGAAGUCAACUUAGAAGUUAAAGUGAGGCUAUUAACGACAAACUUGAGGAAAUAUUUUCAAGAAGCUCUCGAGAACAAGCACAGGAAAGUCUUAGAGGUUAUCAUGAACAGUUCAUGGUGGGAUGUACCAUUCCACACAGGGAUGAAGGAAGAGUGUCUGAAUGUCAGUACCCUUGUGAAAACCUACCCGAAACUCUCCCUUCAGCUACUGAAGAAGUACAUUUCAGAAGACAAAAAGAAUGUACUAUAUGAUUUUACAUUGUUCGAGGACAACUAUUGGCUUCCUGAAGAUGAGGGUGAGAGUCCAUUUGUUAAGAGCGGCAAAUUACAUCAUAGAGCAAUAGAGCGGUAUCCCGAGAGCAAGUAUAAGAACCACCCGGUGACACACAUGAUCCAAGGCAUGAGGAAUGACCUCCUACAUGACCAACUGACCCAAGCCUGGCUCAGUUACAAGUGGAGUUCCUAUAUCUGUUGGAUCCAUUGUUUCUUUAUACUGAUGGAUAUGCUCCAUUUUGUGUUCCUCGUGGGCUACAUGGCCACCGUCCGGAAUAUUAAGCACAUAAGUAGCUGUGAUGAGAUAUGGAGUCAGGACCAUUUGGAGACACCGAGGAGGUUCUACAUUUCGCUGUACUUCUCCUGUAUCUGGAUAUCUCUGCAAGAACUCUACUUCAUAUACAAACUGCGAGAGAUGUACUUCACCCCUGACACCGCCGGCCAGGUUAUGGCCAAGAGUUUUCAGUUGAUCUGUACUCUUGUGUUGAUCUUCUCUCCUCUGGGACUCGCACCAGAGUGUCGACUCUCUCUCGGGGCCGUCCAGCCGGAGACGGCAUGGCAGUGUGGCGUGGUGACAGUGCUCCUGGCAUGGCUCUGUCUACUCAAUUCCGUCAACCAAACAUUCAUGACGGAGUUCCUGCCCGUCUUAAAAGACAUCUUGAAGAUAUUCUUGAGGGUUCUUUUCUUUGUGAUCAUGUUUGUUCUAAUCUUUGCAUUUAUAUUCAACCUUCUGCUUAAGGAGCAGGACAACUUCAAGACGUUCCCACAGGCAGUAGGAAGCUCCCUGGCUUGGAUGAUCCUUGAUCUCGACUACGGUGAUAUCUUCGUCAGACCUCAGCUCCAGUAUCCUAUCGAGACCAACAUCAUCUUCUUCCUGUUUGUCACCACAGUGGUCUCGUUAAUAAUGAGUUUGAUCAGCAGACAAAGUGAGGCACACGUUGAUGACAAACAAUACUCUCUCAGCUUCAGGAGAGUCUCACUCAGAGUUGGAUUGAUAUUCCGGCUUGAUAUAUGCUUUCCCUUCGUUCGCCGGUCCUACGCCUGUAACAAAUGGUCGAAAGUCAACAAAGAUCCCACAUUCGUAGACAAAUAUUUCGGAAAUACAGAAGUUACAGUGCCAGAGAAGGACGAGGAAGGUCUGGACCAAAGUUCUGUUCACGAAGAAAUGGAUAGACUGUUCCAAAUGAUGAAAACAUUUAGCAAGCUCCUAGAAGACGCUAAAGAUGACAAUGCACUUAAACAUAUUAAACAACAAUAUAAAGACAUUUAUGCUUUACUCGCCGAUAUUAAAAAUCAAACCAAGAAAAAGAAGUAUGGAACCUUUUAAGCCGGAUUUUGGGAUCACCUUUUUUUUUAAAUUUCUUAAAGAAAACUAUUUCUUGUAGAGUUUCCAGGUUAAGACUAUUCGUUAGUAUUUU
Molecule: messenger RNA, 3794 nt
Organism: Procambarus clarkii (red swamp crayfish)
Lineage: Eukaryota; Metazoa; Arthropoda; Malacostraca; Decapoda; Cambaridae
Product: transient receptor potential cation channel subfamily A member 1 homolog
Molecular function (GO): protein binding
Source: RefSeq, a predicted model, not a curated record